UGAGGAAGACAAAGAAUUUUAUCGGGCAUCAACAUCAUCUUUUCACAGGAGAGUAAUUCAAAGAUUUUCAUCGACUACCUUGAUUAACAAGCCUAUUAUAAAUAUUUUUGGAGAAAUAAAUUCUUAAGAAGGGCCGAGUUUUUUUAAAGAAAAAUUAAAAUUUUUUUUACAUGUUUCGAUAUUUUCUAGCAUAAUGAGCGCAAUUAACAACAAGCCAAUCUUCUGUCCAAAGAAAGAAAAAGUGAAAAGAUCCCAACUACUGUCUCAAUAGAGUUCGUAUUCUUGCUUGUCUUCGUAAAGAAAAGAAAUGGAAGCUUAAAUGAAAAUGUAUUAGGCUAUAGGUGAUAAGUAUCGCAUGGUAUGCAUUACUUUUUGCUUUCUUUCCUAUGAUCUAUGAGUAAAUUUUUAUACUUUACUUGUGGUAUGAGAGUGCGCCAGACCCCAUCCAGAAGGACUUGGAAAUCGAUCCAACUUCCAUUACAUCGAGCUGUCUCAUCGCAUAGAUCGCAAUUUUCGGGAUAUUUCGAUGAAAUUAGUUAUGGCGAUAUGUUUUGGACCAAAGGCGAACGCUAUUGAAAAUUGUUCCGAUUGGGCCGCUUUUUCGGCCGUUUCCUACACAACACUUUACUUUGAAAAUGUUUCACUGAAUAAGUCCAUUAAGCGAACGUGUUACAGGGUGUUUAAUGAUGUGCCGCGUUCCGCUAUGGCAUUUUUAUUUAUUUUUGUUUGUUUUUUUUUUUUUUUCUGGUUUCUUCAUAGGCAAUAUGCUGAAUAUUAACUAUUGUCUACAAGCCAAACGAUUCCAAGGUUUCUAUUUCUUAAAAUGAAGCGCAAACGUUACUCGUGUCUCUUAAAUUUCUACAAUAAUUGCUGGGCGCCGUACGUUUGGUUAUUACAUUGUUGUUUCCUAUCUGCUUGCCUAUUACCUUACCUCAAGGCAGAAGCAAGUGGUGGUUGCCCUUCCUCUGAAGCUAUAUUGCCAUGCCGUUGUUCUAUGAGAGGAAAAGAGAUGCAAAUUUGGUGCUCUCAUAGUAAUUUACCUCAAAUAAUGGAUGGCAUUAAAUCUAUUGAACGCAAUAUAAAACGUCCUAUCGAUGAAUUGGUUUUAGAGAACAACCAAUUGCCCGCGUUGCCGGGACGAUUUUUUGGUAAUUUACAAAUUGUUCGACUCAUGUUACGCCAUAAUAGCAUAGAACGUGUCUCGAAUGGUUGGCUUAACGAGCUGGAAAAUAGUUUAAUUGAGAUUUAUAUAGUGGAGCCGGAAUUGCGCAGCAUACCUGUGGAGAGUCUGAAUGGCAUGGUCAAUAUGGUGGCUAUCACAAUACAAAGUGAUGAAUUGAAACAUUUUCCUGACUUUUCAGGUCUGCUGAGCUUAGCAUAUUUAAAUGUCCAUAGUUUAGCGCUAACUGAGUUACAGUUUCACUGGUUCCGGCAUCUGCCAAAAUUACAAGAUAUACACGUUACUGGCAAUGCGAAAGGUUUACAUCGUCUGGAAUCUGGUUUGUUCGACGGUUUGACAGCCGUAAAAAAUAUUGAUUUGAGUCGUAAUGGUAUAAACUGGAUACAUUUGCGAGCGUUAGCCCGAUUGCCAAGCUUGAUGAACUUAAAGUUGUCACAUAAUCAGAUCAGCGAUGUCGGCAUGAUUGGUCGUAUUGUUAAAGAUUUGGAAAGCCUUAAAAAACUCAGAUUAGAUCAUAAUAUUAUAAAUAUUGUGGAAGAUGGUUCUUUUGUGGAUUUACCUUACCUUUCCGAACUGCAUUUGAAUGAUAAUCGUAUAACUGAGAUUGAAUACGGCGCUUUCUUACGCAUCCCAAUGCUAAAGACCAUUUACUUACACAAUAACCAUAUUAAGAGAAUACAUCCAGAAUCAUUUUUACAAGCCUCCGGCAGCGGCGUUGAAACCAUGUAUAUAUAUAACAAUGAAAUUGAGCAAGUCAGUGAAUUGCGUUCAUUGUUGGAAGCAUUGCCAGCUCUUAAAUUCUUAGAUAUUAGCAAUAAUUAUUUGAAAGACAUACAUUUUGGUGCGCUGAGAGGUCAUGGCACCCUGGAACAGCUGCACAUCAAUAACAAUUUACUAAGGAAUAUUGAAAGAGAUGCACUUAUGGCUAUGCCCGCCUUAAGAGAAUUGAGAUUGCGUAACAAUAGCCUAAGUCAUGAGCUUAGUAUGCCUUUUUGGAAUCUGCCCGGCUUAAAGGGCUUAGAUUUAUCAAUGAAUAAUUUUCGUUGGGUAGACUCAUUGCUUUUAGUCGGUUUGCCUUCGUUAAGGCGUUUAGAUUUAAGCGAAAAUGGUUUAAUUAAAUUGGAUCCCACGAUUUUCAUACAUAAUUCCAUGCUAGAGACAUUGAAUAUAUCAGCUAAUGAGUUGGUUUCCAUACAUGCGGCAACCUUUACGAAUUUAGAUCAUCUAUUCGAAGUAGAUGCUAGUUUUAAUCAAUUGUUGGAAGUGAUACCGGGAUUACCAAAAAUUGUCGAAAGAAUUUCAGUUAGAGGUAACUUCAUCAGUUCCUUGCCUCCUGUAAAUACAAAAACUUUAAAUUUACCCAAUCUAAGAAUGUUAGAUUUAAGUUUGAAUCGUUUGGAACAAUUACCAAAAUAUGGCUUCCAAGCUUUACCGCAACUGCGGGUCCUGAGUAUGGCUAAUAAUCGUUUGCGUGCAGUGAGUGAUACGGCUUUCAUAGGAUCAUUUCGUCUCGAACUGUUGCAUUUGCAAGAAAAUCAAUUGUCAUUGAUCGACGAGCGCGCAUUCUUGCCAUUAUCACAGUUAAGAAAUUUAAAUUUGCGCAGCAAUAAAUUACAGGCCAUAACAGAUAAUUUAUUUUCUAAUAACACAAAAUUAGAGCAAUUGGAUUUAUCUCACAAUGCCAUACGCACCAUAGCGACAACGGCCUUUGAAUCUCAACGUUCUUUGGAGUAUUUAGAUAUGUCAUUCAAUUCCUUAAGCGAUGUAUCCAUUAGCUUAUCCAAUUUGGUGAAUUUGCGUAGCGUUGAUUUAAGUUACAAUCAAAUCACUCACGUACAUGCCGAGAUAAUCUCCGCAUGGCGUGAUGCUACCGAAAUACGUUUAUCCAACAAUCUAAUAAGCGGCUUGAAACAAAAUACCUUUCGUAAUUUGCCUAAAUUACAAUACCUAGAUUUAUCCAGUAAUGAGAUAAAUUUGGUGGAGCCGGGGGCUUUGAAAAAUUUACCUGAACUUCAGGAGUACGUGUUGGCUGAUAAUAAGUUGGUAGAGUUAAAAGAUCAUGCCUUUGAAGAUUUGCCAAAUCUUCUGGCCGUACAUUUUCAAUAUAAUAAUCUUCGUGAUAUGUCGGCGGAUAGUUUUUUUAAUUCUCCUUUCAUAGUAUUUUUGAAUCUAUCCAAUAAUCAUUUCCAUAAUAUAGAAAGUAUUGGUUUAAGCAAUAUGCGAAACUUAGAAGUUCUGGACAUAUCUCAUAACGCCAUAAGAGUAAUUUCCACUAUGCCUUUAAGAUCAUUAAGUUGGCUGGUUGAAUUAAAAAUGGAUAACAAUGAAAUAUGCAAAGUACAGGGUUCACCAUUUGAGGCAAUGCCGCGUUUAAGGGUAUUAUCGAUGCGCAACAAUCGUUUGAAAGUACUUAAGGAAAGGACCUUUCGCAAUUUAAGAGGCAACAUAGCUAUUAUUGACAUUGAUGGAAACCCUAUUGACUGUUCAUGCGAUAUACAGUGGCUUUCUGUUUGGCUGCAAGAGACUAAUUUUCCCUAUCCAGGUCCCAAAUGUCAAGAUGGUCGUCUAUUGCGUUCAUCAAACGUGGAUAAAAAACUAUGCAGCAAUUAUGGAGGAGAUCAUUCACAAAAAUCUAAUUUAUUGUUCGGCGCUGAAGCGGACAAUCUAAACAACCUGCCCUUGCUUAACGAUCACGGAGACGUUUUCCAACGUGAUUUGAAUGAGAAAUACACGGACGAAUGUGAAAGUCGCGAUAUAUCGCCGAUCGAUAGGCCCUUGGCUGGUGAAAGUGAGUAUUUCUAUGAUCAAUAUAUUGAUUAUCAACCAGUGAACCCCACAAACAGUAAUGUGGUCAGCGAUACUCCAGCUGUAGGAUCCCAGGUUGAAAGUACUAAUACUGCCUUAAGUUCACAUAAAAAAAUUUCUCCUUCUGCAUCGACCGCAAUCGAUUCGCAUAUAGAUUUAAACAACACUAUUUUGAAUACGAAUUUUUUUAAAAGAAAACCAACUGUACCAACAAAUCACCCGCCAUCGUCGGCGUUUACGUUUUUCGGUUAUCCCUUACCCUCACUUAGCUUGAGCCGAUUCUUUGGGGCUCAACAAGGGCGCCGCAAAGAUCGCGGUGAGAGCACCGCAAUGUCAACCCCCACCUCGUUAAAUGUCGAAUUGCCUGCUACACAUCGAAUUGGAGUCAGUAUUAGUGGCAAUGGCCACGGUAAAGUGCGCAUGUAUCAACCAAACAGUGCUGAAUUUGAAAAGUACUUGAAAAAAAAAGAUAAACUUUCUGAAAUUCGUUAUCAAAAACAAAAGCAUCAAAACGGAAACUUUAACGGACACAGACAUCAUCAACAAUUUUCGUCGGAUGAGAUUUCUUUUACAGAAGGAAGUGAGAAAAGUAGUGAAAUCCCUACAAGCGUGUUUAAAACGGGUUUUCACACUCCGAAACAAGUUGAGAGUGGAGGUUUCACACCAAUGAUACCUCAUCUUAGUGUAGGUGGCUUUAAGCCCAUACCUGACCCAAGCAAACGUAAGGGCACCAUUGAAAUAGUCAACACAAUCAUUAAAGAAAACAAACGUCAUCAUGUUGCAAUUGUGACGGAAAAUACGCCUGGUAGUGUUAUACACAAACCACCAUUGGACAAUGGCGCUUACAGCGUCGAAAACGAAACAAGUAUUUAUUAUAUAACUGAGGCAGCAAGCAAUGAAAAUAUUGCAACCACCCCCGAAUACGUAAAUGCAACCACUUCACUAGUAAAUGCUACUCCAUUAACUCUACUAAAUUCAACCACGAGAGAUUCUAAUACAACAGAAUCCGACGAAGCGGAUACAUAUGAUGAUUUAGAAGCGCAAUCGGUAGGUUUUUUAAAACCGCCAUCUCUAGUAGAAACUACGACUGCGGAGACUAUUUUACUAAUACCGCCAUCGGAAGAACUGGUUGAACAUCUUAAAAGACAAACAUGGUUGUUUACAACACAAACAAUUGAUAGCGUCGAAACAAAUCAAUCUAUAACUACUUCAACUGUCAUUACAACUCCGGCAUCGUUAUUUGAUAUUUAUUCUUCAACUGAUGACAGCAUUGCCCGCACAGCUGCAAACAAAUUUUCGUCGGUAAAUGCGCCUCGUCCAGGGGGAGCAGCUCGUUCAACCAUAACUAAAGUCUAUACGCCACAAACUGUAAAUAAGUUCUUAUCCCCUGCUGAAGGAUAUGAGCAUACUUCACCGACAGCCGAUCGUGGCAAUAUUCUUAAUCGAUCUACAAAUCAUCCUCAAUUCACAGCAAAUGCUCAGAAACGAAACCAUCCUAUAGAAAAUAAUAACAACGAUCGUAAAGAUGGCAUGGAUUGGUAUUACGAAAGCUUUAAAAAGUCUCGCCCCGUUAUCUCUUCUCAUAAAUUUUAUACCGGCGAAGGCUCUAGUUCUUUAAGAAGUUCAGCAACUGCUCAUCACAAUCUCAGUAUGGUAGAAUUGUGUCUACUUGAUUUGCUGAUAACUCUUGCAAUGCUAUUACGUCGUGGAUAAAUUAAUUUUGAUUUUUAUGUACACUUAUUGUAUACAAAUGUUAAUAGUUUUUCACUUAGCGAAAUAAUAAUACAUCGUGUUAAUAAAACCAAUGAUUCGUUUCAAAUAAGGACGGUUUCAAUAAAGACUAGGAAAAAUUUCAACAAAUUUAGUAAAAUCUUGUUGUAAGGAACCCGCGCGCACUUAAUUUGUAUGACUUUCUAAUCGUUUACUAUUUGAAUGCUUUAAUUAUAUCAUGUUGAGAUCAUUCGUGAAUUCGAAGCAAAACUUGGGCGAAUUUCGAAAGUGCGAUCAUUAUACUCAACAUAUGCCGGUUGCAGUAUAUACAUUCACAAUUGCUCGAUUAAUUCUGCUUACAACAAAACUAAAUUAUACGAUCAAUGCUUCGAAGACAAUUAAUUGUCUUUGGUUAC
Molecule: messenger RNA, 6111 nt
Organism: Glossina fuscipes
Lineage: Eukaryota; Metazoa; Arthropoda; Insecta; Diptera; Glossinidae
Gene: atk
Product: protein artichoke
Exons: 4
Coding region: 824-5698 (1624 amino acids)
Molecular function (GO): protein binding
Source: RefSeq, a predicted model, not a curated record